Molecule: messenger RNA, 1062 nt
Organism: Pyrenophora tritici-repentis Pt-1C-BFP
Lineage: Eukaryota; Fungi; Ascomycota; Dothideomycetes; Pleosporales; Pleosporaceae
Source: RefSeq, a predicted model, not a curated record
AUGGAGUCACUACGUCAAAUCAUCGCCUCCGAGGCAGGCCUCCCAGACAACUCCUACAUCUACAAGAUCAUUUCAACCGCUCCACGCCAAGACCCUCUCACAUACUCCGUAACCGACCAAAUAGCCACCAUCUCAUCCGAUGACUCUCUACGCUUCUACGCCGCAGACUUACGACCCGAUGGCGAGGUCUAUAGAGCAAAUGAAAGUAUAACGUGUCUACAGCGAGCAAACGAUGCGUCAAGCAACGUGGUCGCAACCGCAGGAAGAGAUGGCCUCAUCCGUUUCUGGGACAAACGAAGCAAGCAAAAAGCGCUCGAGAUGCAAAGCCCCCACAAACUAAUCUCCGCCCUAACCUGUUCCACAACCACCAACAUGCUCGCCGCCGGAAUCGAAAACCCAGAAGACGGACCAAACAGUUCCCCAGUCUACAUAUGGGACUCCCGCACCCCCACCACCCCCCUCCGCACCUACCCAGACUCCCACACCGACACCGUAACAACCCUCUCCCUGCACCCCUCCCACCCAUCCCUCCUCCUCUCCUCCAGCACAGAUGGCCUCAUCAACAUCUUCGACACCACGCAAGCCGACGAAGACGACGCCUUGUACCAAGUCAUCAACCACGGGUCUGCGAUUGCACACGCAGGCUUCAUGUUCCCCAGCACGGACAUCUACGCCAUUGGCACUGAUGAGACGGUUAGUUUUCACGCGCUGCAGAGCCAGGAGGAAGAGGUUGAGGAGCCGAGUCCAAGGGUUUGGGGGGAUGUAAGGGAGGGGGUUGGGUGCGACGAGGCCAAACUCUCCCUUAUCCCCGUAACAAAAGGCUCAAACGGUCCUUUGGAUUACUCUCUCGAUGCCGAGAGUGGAAUUCAGAUGGACGGGGCGCAUGGUGAGGAGAUUGUAAGAGAUUUUUUCACAGAUGUUCACACACAUGUAACCUACACCGUCGGAGAAGACGGCAUGAUCCGCGCUUGGAAAAACAGGGCGGCUGGGGAGGAGGGAUCGGGGAAGAAAAGAUUGAAGGAGAAGAAGGAUAAGGAGAAGGCGAGGUUUAAGCCUUAUUGA